Molecule: messenger RNA, 297 nt
Organism: Debaryomyces tyrocola
Lineage: Eukaryota; Fungi; Ascomycota; Pichiomycetes; Serinales; Debaryomycetaceae
Source: the annotation of a GenBank genome assembly
AUGUGGCAAUUCGUUUUGCUUUUCAUGUUCAAUCCAGAUCAAGCAAAUAUGGGAUCUAAGAUUAAUUUCAUAUUCGCUGCUUGUUGCUUUAUUAGUAUAUUCUGCUUUUAUUUUUAUUUACCAGAAACUGCGAACAGGUCUUUUGAUGAAAUUGAUGAAAUGUAUAUAAAGAAGGUCCCAGCCAGGAAGUUUAGGAAUUUUAUUUCAGAUACGCAAAUUAAAGCUAGUGACAAAAUGAUGAGAAAAACGGACUCGAAGUUGAACACAUUGAAGCUUGAUAUUGUACUUAGAAUCUAG